Lactuca virosa is the source of this 1134-nucleotide messenger RNA. The record is from the annotation of a GenBank genome assembly. Lineage: Eukaryota; Viridiplantae; Streptophyta; Magnoliopsida; Asterales; Asteraceae.
AUGGGAGAAAACGCUACAUAUAUAGAAGCUGGAAAUUGCGUAGGAAAGAAAAAGAUUUCCCAAACGGGAAUCAAGGUUAACUGCAAUGGUGGCGAGAAACCAACAUUUGGUUCCCAUAACAUGGGGAUCAUCAACAAAGUUCAGUAUACUUCAGUUGAUGAUAUGUUUUCAGGCGAUUCAUUGUCAGAGUGCAAUUUAUUUUCUGGGAAAUGGGUGUUUGAUAACACGUCUUACCCUCUUUACAAAGAGAAAGAAUGCAAAUUCAUGUCGGAUCAAUUGGCCUGCAACAAGUUUGGAAGGGAGGAUUUGAGCUAUCAGAACUGGAGAUGGCAACCUCACCAUUGUGACCUUCCAAGGUUCAAUGCAACAAGAUUGUUGGAGAGGCUAAGGAAUAAGAGGAUGGUGUUUGUAGGGGAUUCUUUAAAUAGAGGCCAAUGGGUUUCAAUGGUUUGCCUUUUAGAUUCAUCCAUCCAGGAUCCAAACCUCAAAUUCAUGAACUACAAUGGUUCUAAUUUAAUCUCCUUCAAAGCCGUGGGGUACAAUGCAUCGAUCGAGUUCUAUUGGGCACCAUUGUUAGUCGAGUCUAACUCGGAUGAUCCAGUGAACCAUAAGCUACCAGAAAGGAUUGUUCGAUCUCAAUCUAUUGAAAAACAUGCUAGGUUUUGGACUGAUGCUGAUAUACUGGUAUUCAAUUCCUAUCUUUGGUGGAGAAGACCCCAUAUCAAAGUCUUGUGGGGUUCGUUUGAAGAUAAAAAUGGGAUAUAUAAGGAAGUGGAAAUGCUUCGUAGCUAUGAAAUGGCUUUAAAGACAUGGUCGGAUUGGUUGGAGAUUCAAGUUGAUCGAGCCAAGACUCAGUUGUUCUUUAUUAGCAUGUCACCUACUCAUGAAAGGGCCGAGGAGUGGGGUGCAUCCAAUGACCAAAAUUGUUACAACGAAACAAAAUUGAUUACAAAAGAAGGAUAUGCAGAAUACAGGAAAGAAGGACACCCAUCAACUUAUAGAAAACAAUGGGAGACACUUAGUGAAGAACAAUUAUCAAACCCUAGUAGCUAUUCAGAUUGUAUACAUUGGUGUCUUCCUGGUGUGCCUGAUGUGUGGAAUGAGCUUCUUUAUGCUUAUAUAUUUCGACAAUAA